Perognathus longimembris pacificus (Pacific pocket mouse) is the source of this 1689-nucleotide messenger RNA. RefSeq names its product receptor transporter protein 5 (putative) (gene Rtp5). Gene Ontology annotation, biological process: protein targeting to membrane; protein insertion into membrane; detection of chemical stimulus involved in sensory perception of bitter taste. The record is from RefSeq and is a predicted model, not a curated record. Lineage: Eukaryota; Metazoa; Chordata; Mammalia; Rodentia; Heteromyidae. Bases 1 to 1689 code for a protein of 562 amino acids. The transcript is spliced from 2 exons. Gene Ontology annotation, molecular function: olfactory receptor binding.
AUGGACAGGACCGGGGCAGACGUGUGGGCAGAUAUAUUCUCCCAGUUGAUGGCUGAGAGGAAACCCCAAGACAUUUGGGUCCUGCACCCCCAGGACAGCUUGGUUGCAGGACACCCUGGCAGCAGUGGUCUCCAAUACCAGCUCAAGGGGCUUUCCAGGCUCCAGUGUAGCCGCUGCCCGUGGACCUGGGGCUCAGCCCAUGUGCACAUCCUGUUCCACGUGUGGUGGGAUGAAACUGGAGGCCAGGGGCUGGUGAGGAUGUGUGUGCAGGGCCAGCCAUGCCAGCUGUGUCCCCCAGACACCCUCAGAGAAUGCCAGGUGAGCCCCGGUGAUGUCCGGGCCUUCCUUGGCCAGCUGGUCCUGUACAUUCUGCAGAAGUGUUACAUGGACAACCACAGCCCAGAGCAGCACCCUGAAACCUUCCUGGGGGGCUGCUGUGAGGCCUGUGAUCUGGGGGUUUGCUUCCUCCAAAGGGAGCCCAACUCCACUUGGGGGCCCGUGCUACACAACACGCGUGCCACACACAGCUCUUCCACCCAUGCCAAGGGCCGUCAGCUACUCCCCUCUAGCAGUGGCUGCUUGGCUAGGAGUACCAGGGGCCACAACCGCAGACCUCUCACAGUGCCCCUGCUGGUGAUUGGUUUCACCGAGGAUCCCUUCUUAGAGGGCAGUGAUAUCCCCAGCGAAGACAACUGCAUUGUGGUCCCCUUUUCCCUUGUGGCUGUUGGUGAUGGCCAUGGCUUUUUCACCCCUGUGGAGGGCUCCCUCCUAGUGGCCGGCGGCAGCAAGACACCUGUGAUAGGCCAGGGCUCCAUCUGCCUGUCUGGGAGCUCUGAGGCUAUGUCCCGAGGCAGAAGGAUCCUGAUAAAUGUCAGAGCCCCCAUCUUCCAUGACCAAAGUUUUCCAGGCAAUGUCGUUAAGACUUUUGAACUCAGAGGUUUCCUGUUUGGAGCCCAGGGCUCUGCAUCCAGUUCCAUUGGUGUGGCCAAGGGUCAGGGCCCAAUUUCCUUCAGCAAUUGCCCUCUCAUCCCUGGAAGUGACUCAUACCCCAUGUUCUACACUAUUGGCCUAAUGGCUAAUGGAGAGGGUGCCAUUGCCUUCCCUUCGUUCUUAGCCAACACCAUCAGAGGCAAGGAACCCUUCAUCAGCAUGGCCACAGACGCAGUUCAGGAAGACAGUGGCCAGAGCCCAGCAGGUCACAACCUGCCUCCAGAGAGUGGCACCACAGGCCCUGCUGCCCACAGCAAUGAGGGCUCUGUCACCUUCCCCUUCUCCUUUAGUGACAGUGCCAAGGACCAAGAUUCUUCUACUGAGAAGGAAGAUAGCCAGAGGCUGGCCACUAUGGGCCAUGACUCUGCUGAAGAGAACAGUGCUGAUGAUCACAUCUCCAUUAGUGAGGGCACCAUCACAAUCCCCUUCUCAAUCUUCAGCAUCAUAACACGCAAGGGCCCAGGCUACUCUGCCAGUGGCUCUCAGUGCAAUGGCCACUAUAAGAAGAGGCGGCUGAGAUCCAGGUUUGUCAAGUCCAGUUGUGGGCCCCACCGGGAGGAAGACUUCCGCUCUAGAAGGUCCUCUCGCAGGUCACAAGCCCAAGCCUCGGAGGACUUCUGGAUCUGCGUGUCUCUGACCAUCUGUAUCUUCUGGCUGAUGUGUGUGUACAGACUGAACCUGGGUACUUACCAGCAGUAA